AUGUAGCCUGGCCUGCUCCUUGUCCUGACCCUGCUGGGCAUGGCCUCUGCCCUCUGCCCCACCUCCUGGCACACUGUGGAGGUACCUGCAGGCAGAGAGAGGUGCUUUGUGGUGGUGAAGGCAUUGCGCACCUACAAGCGUGCCCAGCUGAGAGGGAUGGGGAGGUCAGCAGGAUGCCAGGCUCCCAUGGGCGCUGCCAGUGUCAUCUGUGUCCUUCAGACCUACUGCCAGGACAUAUACAAGGGACAGCUGGCCUUGGUGCACAUCACAGCCACUAACGAACUGCUGAGGAAGCUGGCAGCCACGUACACCUACUGCAACCUCUGGAUCAGGGCUGUCACCAGUUGCAAGGGUGGGUCAUGGAAGACAUCCUGGGAGGACCUGAGCUCCUGGAACUAUGCAAACUGGGCCAGCAGGCAGCCCUGCCAAUGGUACAGAACCUGCACCGUGUUCAAGCCAAAAGACGGGCUCUGGAGAAGUAGAGCCUGCUUCCUGCUGCACUUGUUCCUCUGUCAGCAGUGA
Molecule: messenger RNA, 522 nt
Organism: Centrocercus urophasianus (Greater sage-grouse)
Lineage: Eukaryota; Metazoa; Chordata; Aves; Galliformes; Phasianidae
Product: bone marrow proteoglycan-like
Source: RefSeq, a predicted model, not a curated record